Molecule: messenger RNA, 651 nt
Organism: Miscanthus lutarioriparius
Lineage: Eukaryota; Viridiplantae; Streptophyta; Magnoliopsida; Poales; Poaceae
Source: the annotation of a GenBank genome assembly
AUGGGGGCACUGAUGUCCAAAGUCCCAGGCAAACUUCCAACCGUGUUCGGAAGAGAGACGACUCACAGCAGAUCCUUCACCCCCAGCGCCAACCCUACACCCAACCCCAACACCGCCGAUGCCCCCGGGUGCGAUGAAGAACAACCGGAGCGGAAAUCAAAAACAAACGCGAAGCUGCAGAAAAACUUUGAAUCAGUGCUUGGUGUUCGCAGAUCCAUCGUCACCCUUGCUGCUACUACUGAUGGAUGGCGUAUGUGUUGCUCAGGGACAGUGGUUGAUCAUGUGAGCAAAAAAACGUGGAUACUAACCUCUGCUACUCUGGUUAGAAAACCUGACACUCAGUUUGAGGUCUAUGGGCAUGACGACAUUAAGGGUGGCGGCAAUGUGCGGCUGAGUGUGCUGUUUGUCCAGUGCGAGGCUCGCCGGUCAGGAGUGCAGAAGGUCAAGAGCAACGCUACUGCAUCUACCGUGCAACAAGAUAAAACUAUGGCAACCGCCAGAGGCGAUGUCGACCAUCGUCCCAUAUACGACCUGGACCCCAAGCUGGACAAAUUCAAGGACCAUUUCAGCUACCGGAUAAAAAGAUUCCUGGACCAGAAAGGCUCCAUUGAGGAAAAUGAGGGAAGUCUUGAAGAAUUUUCUAAAGGUUAG